Messenger RNA from Westerdykella ornata, 1226 nucleotides. Its product is annotated as Emopamil-binding protein. The coding region runs from base 82 to 924 and encodes 280 amino acids. The transcript is spliced from 3 exons. Gene Ontology annotation, molecular function: cholestenol delta-isomerase activity. Lineage: Eukaryota; Fungi; Ascomycota; Dothideomycetes; Pleosporales; Sporormiaceae. Gene Ontology annotation, cellular component: membrane; endoplasmic reticulum. Gene Ontology annotation, biological process: sterol metabolic process. The record is from RefSeq and is a predicted model, not a curated record.
AACACUCCCAACCACCACCCCCUACUGCCUUUCCUCCCGCGCAAGAACCUCCGUGCCGUGUGCACUUAAAGAACCGACAAGAUGGCCUGGGGCAGCAAACCCAAACCCGCACCUCCCAAAGUCGCCCCUCCGCGCACGGCACCCAUCCCCCACGCCAUCCCCAGCAGCGCCAACGGCCCCGUCAUCGACGCGACGACCAUAACCUCUCUCCUCGCCGUCGUGAUCCUGCUUGCGAGCGCGUACUUUGCGUCCGUCCGGCUGCUGCCCAAGACGGCGACGCUCAAGACGCGCGUGCUCUUCAUCUGGCACCUGUUCGACGCGCUCAUCCACCUCGUCUUCGAAGGCUCCUUCCUGUACAACUGCUUCUUCGUCUCGUACUCGCUGCCGACGUCCUUUUCGGCGCAGAACCGGCACCACCCGGCCAUCCGCAUCCUCACGCCGCCGGACGUGUAUUGGCUGGGGCGAGAGGACCGGCUGUACGGCGCGAGCUAUGGCCAGGGAGUGUUUAGCAAGUUGUGGCAGGAGUAUGCGAAGGCGGAUCGCAGGUGGGGGGGCGUGGAUUUGACGGUCGUGACGCUCGAGGUUCUGACGGUCAUGGUGGGCGCGCCGUUGGCGUUGGUCGUGUGUCAGAUGUUGAGGGGGGAGGAGAGGAAGGGGGGGUUGAGGAAGUGGUUUUGGAUGGUCGUGUUGGCGACGGGGGAGUUGUAUGGGGGCUGGAUGACAUUCGGACCCGAGUGGCUGACGGGCUCCCCCAAUCUCGACACCUCGAAUUGGAUGUAUCUAUGGCUCUACCUCGUCUUCUUCAACGGCCUCUGGGUCGCGUUCCCGCUCUGGAUCCUGUACGAGGCGUAUCGGGCGCUCGGGUCGGCCAUGAGUCAGGCUGAGGUGGUGGAUUUGGUGAAUUAUUUGAAGAAGGACGAUUAGUGGGUCAAUAGAAUAGGGGGAAGGAAAGAAGGAUGGAUUUGGGUGGGGGGAAUAUGGAAUUGGGACUGCAGCUGGGGCUUCUCUUGUAAGGGGGAAGAAAGGGAGACCGAUUGUUGAUGUGAUGAGUCGAUGGUGAGGGUGCUUUUUGGCAUAUGAGCGUUUUCGCGGAUACCCAGUUAGCGAUGUAUAUGAAUGCUGGUUCUCAAGUCAUUGAUCUGGUGGUGUAAAGGAAGUGAGAUUUUGUGGGGAUAAGGGGUGAUUGACGUGAUGAGAUCGGUGUGGGAUAGAGAGGAUGGAUGAGG